GGCUGACUAAUCUCAAGGCGAGGGAGCGACACGAUAUUUAACUGGGCCUCCCUCCCAGUGCCCGCCAGGCUACCAGCUGCAGUCCCCAGAUCAUGCACGCAGCGACACGCAUCUAGCCUAUGAAUUGAGGCUGGUUACCUGAGAAUUUACCAGGGAAGCAUGCAAAUCUCCUGGUAAGGUUGCACACACCCAGACUGUGAAGACAGAUAACCCUGCCAGCACUGGACACUUAACAGAAUGCAGCUGAAAUAACCUAUGAUAACAACUUCAAUAUGUGUCAAGUUCCUGCUCCAAGGAAGGGAUUGAAAAGCAUGGUUAUUGGCAAGAGUCUACUAACUAGCAAGAAGAUCAGAAACAGUCCUUCUAGCAGGAUGGAAUACAGCAGCCACAACUACAGCAACCAUCACCUCACCAUGUCUGCUGAAGAUGAAACUACUACUAUUAACAUCCCACCUGAGGAACAGAUUCCACCAAAACCACAAAAUUCAAAGAAGGAAAAAAAGAAAGGACCAGAAAAGACAUAUGAAUCCCUGCUGGCUAGAUUCAAAGGUGAUGGUGUAAGAUACAAAGCUAAAUUGAUUGGCAUUGAUGAUGUUCCAGAGGCAAGAGGAGACAAAAUGAGUCAGGAUUCAAUGAUGAAGCUGAAGGGAAUGGCAGCAGCAGCUCGUUCCCAGGGUCAUCACAAACAGAAGAUCUGGGUGAACAUCUCUCUCUCUGGUAUCAAGAUAAUAGAUGAGAAAACUGGGGUCAUAGAACAUGAGCAUUCAGUAAAUAAAGUCUCCUUUAUUGCUCGGGAUGUAACAGACAAUCGUGCCUUUGGCUAUAUAUGUGGAGGAGAAGGCCAGCACCAAUUUUUUGCCAUAAAAACAGCACAACAGGCUGAGCCUCUAGUUGUUGAUCUUAAGGACCUCUUUCAACUAAUAUAUAAUAUGAAAAAGAAGGAAGAAGAUAACAAGAAAAAAGAUAGUAGUGAAGCACUACCAGAUCAAGCUGAAAAAAUGAAACUGGGAGUUGACCAGAUGGAGUUGUUUGGGGAUAUGUCAACGCCUCCUGAUAUGAAUAGUCCCACAGAAGCUAAAGAAAUCCUGUUAGUGGAUCUAGAUUCUGAAAUUGAGACCAAACAGACUUUUACAAAAGAGGAUCUCUUCUCGAAUGGCAUCACAGCCUCUCUUCCACAGCCAAAGCCACAGCCACCCUUGCCUGAAAAUGCUCUCUCUACCAGUCUAAACUUCUUUCCCACACCUAAUCCAGACCCAUUCAGUGAUGAUCCUUUCACAAUGACACCACAAUCUCCACUGCCUUCAUUUGAUUUUUUAAAAUCUGAUGAUCAGAAGAAGGAAAAUCUGAAUACCUUGAUACCGGUGGGUAAUAGUGCUUCCAAUGGUGAUACUGACAACUUUGGUAAACAGUUUGACCAGAUUUCUAAUAGAACUGGCAAACGAGAAGCACUAACAGGCCAGUGGCCACUUGAUAGUAAGUCUCUUGCAGCAAGAACUCCAAAUAGGGUACCAGAGAGAGAAAAGAAUGGUUUUCUUAAAGGCUCAUCAAACCUGUUUGUGGAAGGUCCUUCCAAAGGAUUGUCUCUGCAGAAUGGAGAAAAGCUGGAUUCUGAAAGCAAUAUCCGGCUCAUACCACAUGAGUCUAUAACAAUUAGCCCACCACCACAAAGUACCAAGCCAGGAAGAGGAAGGAGGUCUGUCAAGGUUCCACUGAAAGAUUUACUUACCCCAGACUUCUUGGUGACAACUACAGAGAGCGUGACCACCAUGGCACAAAUAGGACCUGUGUCAAGUACUCCAGUGGACGCUUUCAAAGCAGGUUCACUUCCAACACCUGCAAUGACUGGUCUAGGUGGCUUGUCAAUAUCUUCAUCACCCUGGAGUGCACAGACACCUAUCUUCUCUCAGGAUUCAUCAGCUUCAUCAGUCUUUUCUGGGUCUGUGGUGCCUGCUCAACCUACAAGAUUUACUCAGCCACUUGCCUUUGGUACUGCAGUACCUUCAGGCUGGAACCAGCCUGCAUCUUUUGGUUCAUCAGGCACUAAGUCCUCUGGUCUCUGGGUGCAGCCAGCACAAAUUCCAUCUGCUUCAUGGUCACAGCCAUCCAGUGCUGUAAAUCCUUUCCAAAAUAAGCUGUUCCCUUCUUCAGCCCUACCUGCUCAGACAGUACCUGUUCUGACCCCUCUGGCAGCAGCAUCUAGCCCACCUCAUCCACCACCUAGAACGGCACCUCAGAAAGAGCUAACCAAGAAAGAAAGUGAUGCUUUCCUUGAUCUUGAUCCACUUGGUGAUAAAGAAAUGAAGGAUAUCAAGGAAAUGUUCAAAGACUUUCACCUGACAAAGCCACCUGCCGUACCAGCAAGAAGAGGAGAGCAGCAAAGCUUUCCAGGUGCUUCUGGAGCUUUCAGCAGUUCUUUUAGUAGUGAAGUAGGCAUUCCUCAAGAUAGUACAGAUGAUGACAAGGAAGCUAGCAAGCUAUCUGCCAAAAUGACUGAACCACCAAAGCCUGUUCCCCAACAAAGGGUGCAGCCAGCUGAUGACCUGUUUGAAAAUCAACCUACAUCAGACCCCUUUGGUGCCUCAAGAGAAUCUCAGAAACCUACUUAUUAUCUUUUUGAAGAUCCUUUUGACAACCCAUUUGCAUAGAUCACGCAUAACUAGACAAGGACAAAUGGAAUAACUGGACCUCCUCUCAACAUGAUUCUUCUGCACAUUUCACUUUGCUCUCUGCUGUUCUUGCUGCUGUUCCAUGAUGUUUGUCAUCUAAAACAUGUCCAGAUGAAUUGAAAUAUGGACCCUCAAAGAACAUCCUGUGAAGACAAUAAUUCAGGGCAAAGCAAAUGGAGAUUUGGAGCUAUGAUAGAUAUCCAAAUUUAGAUUGGUAGAUGAUAACUUUACUGUAGUUCUUUGCAAUCUUCCACAGGAGAGCUUAGCAACACCAUCAUGAAUCUUGUCAUGGUCACCAUAAUUUCUCUUUGUGUAGCACUUAUUGUCCUAAAAUACAGGAACUGAAUGUGCCUGUGGAAGAAAUGUUGCUUUCACAUUAGGGAAGUAAAUUAGUAGCUGAAACUGCCUACCCUAAACAACUAGGUCAGAUGCCUGUUAUCAGAACAGCAGCCAGUUGUAAAGUUAGGUGGACAGUACUCAGGUCUAAUUGGUGAUGGAAGUUAUUAUUUGGUUUCUGAGCCAUAAAGAUGUAACCUGUGUGAUAGUGAUAAAGACAGUACUUGUCUGUUUUAACUAAUGGUAAAAGUAUCAUCCUGACGUAUAAGUUUAAAAACUGUGGGAUCUGUAAUGGAACUGUGGUAUUCCUGAGUACUAGAAGUCUACACUGGAGGGUCAGGAAAACUGAAACACUUAUCAUGGGACAUUGAGGUAGUCAUGGACAGCAUCUGUUGUCUUUUUUUCAGCAUACUUCUUUUCAUGGAGGGAAAUCUACUAGGGUUCUGUUAAGGUGUCUUGGCAGAUAAAGUGGAACAAGCCAGUAAAGCUUUCAUAUAUCUCAGUAAAUAUCCCUGAUGUUGCCCAGUUUGAGUUGUCAUGUUCUGUAGUGUGGCAUGUUUCAGAUAAUGAUGGCUUCACUCCAUGCCUAGAUUCCUUGUGAACGGAUGUGAACCACCUUUAUGCCAUUCACAUGGGAUCUAGUCCACCAUCUUUUGGAAACCACUUUUUCUAAAGAACCUCUUUACUAGCAGAUCUUCGAAUCAAUUGGUUGUAACUGACUGUAAUAGCUACAUUCUUGGCCAGUGGAGAUGGGGAUGUGUCAGAGGUUUUUCUAUUAAUACUAAGUAUAAACUUGAAAUAAUAUUGUUAAAUCAAAUGCCUAAGCAGUUGCUGAACUGGAGAGCUGCGACAAGUCAACUUGAACACAGCCUUAGUACCCAAUUCAGCCAGUCAUGCCAUUAGUCUUGUAGAUAAACCUCUCUUGCACUUUCUGUAAUACAAAAAACUAUGAAUUUAAAUAUUUGUCUCAAACUGUAAAUGUAGAAACUUAUGGAUGUUACACUGUUCUGUAAAACUUUACUAUCUAUAGUGGUGUUUCUUAAUGAUAUUAAAAAGAAGCAUAUGCA
Messenger RNA from Calypte anna (Anna's hummingbird), 4069 nucleotides. It is a transcript of the gene DAB2, whose product is annotated as DAB adaptor protein 2. The record is from RefSeq and is a predicted model, not a curated record. Gene Ontology annotation, biological process: receptor-mediated endocytosis; negative regulation of canonical Wnt signaling pathway; positive regulation of endocytosis. Lineage: Eukaryota; Metazoa; Chordata; Aves; Apodiformes; Trochilidae. Gene Ontology annotation, cellular component: plasma membrane. Bases 273 to 2645 code for a protein of 790 amino acids. The transcript has 16 exons.